UUUUAUUUUUAUAAUUUUAAUGGUCAGUCCUUUCUUUCUUCUUUGUUCAGAGAGGGAAGAGAGAGGAGGAGGAGAAGGAAGAGUGUGUUGUGUUGUGUUGUCUCUCUCUGAUACAUUUUCUUUUUUCCCAUCCAUUCAAUUUCAUUGAAACUAGCCGGACCCAUGUUUAUAUGAAGGAUGGAUUAUUUAACACAUUUCCCAGGGCUUAAAAAGAUGAUUUCUUGAUGUGGGGUUUCAUGGGGUGAACUCAAGGUAUCAUGGGUAGCUUCAGUGAUGAUGAAGGGGAAUGUCAAUUUUUCGAUGCCCCGGAUAGUAUUUCCCAGGGCUCUGAUUUGGGUUCUAACUUUACCCCAAUUCCUGAUUCUGGCUCUGGGGUUGUCAAUGGUGUUAGCUAUGAUGAGUGGAUUAAAACCCCCAGAAGUGUUGUUGAGCGGCGUAAGCAAUUCCGUUGUUGGAUGGGUUUAAGUUUAGAUGGAAUGUCUGGAGAAGAUCCAGUAGAUAUAGAUGGAAGCUCCAAUUUAUCUACUGGGGAAAUUGAAAGAAUUAUGGAGAGUAGUGGAGCGGUAUUACGAACCUCAAUUCAUAAGGACGAGUUUUCUUCUUACCGGUCUUCUAGGUCUGGUUUGUGUGGGGGCGAAGGUUUGGAUUCACCUAAACAGUUGGGUUCAUAUCGGAAUUUUUCAUUUAGAAGUGGCAAUGUUGAUAGUGGAAUUGGGUGCAAUGUACAUGUUCAGGCAGAGAACGGCCAGCAGAGCAAUAACAGGCCUGUAAGAUUGGAAUCACUGCUAAUGUCUCGUGAACCCGAGAACUCUUCAUGUAUGUCCCCCGUUAUUGGUGAACCUGGACAGGGAGAAUUGGAUAAAAAUGGAGACACACCGAAGAAACUAAAUGGAGUUAAGAGUCGGUUAUUAAGCAGGCUACGGUCAUUUACGUGCAUAGCAAAUGCCGAAGGGAGAUGUCUUGAAUUGAAGGAUAACAGUUCCAACCCUAUUCAGAGGUCUAGAGUUCAGAGGGUUAAAGUUCACCAUUGUAAGAAGCGGUUGAAGGAACUCUCUGCUCUUUUCAUGGGGCAGGAUAUCCAGGCUCAUGAGGGUUCAAUUUUAACUAUGAAAUUCAGUUUUGAUGGACAGUACCUCGCUAGUGCUGGUGAAGAUAAGAUUGUGCGGGUGUGGCAAGUGGUUGAAGAUGAGAGAUCCAAUGAAUUUGAUAUCCCAGAGUUGGAUCCUUCAUGUAUGUAUUUCACGGUGAAUCAUCUUUCUCAAUUGGCUCCUCUGGUGACAGAUAAAGAGAAAAGUAGUAGUAUGUUGAAGGGCCUUAAGAAAACAAGAGACUCUGCUUGUGUCGUUUUCCCUCCAAAGGUCUUUCGAAUUCUGGAAAAACCGCUGCAUGUGUUCCAAGGGCAUACUGGGGAGAUAUUGGAUCUCUCGUGGUCAAAAAAUAAUUGUUUGCUCUCAUCAUCAACUGACAAAACUGUUCGUCUGUGGCAAGUUGGAAAUGAUCUGUGCCUCAGAGUUUUUUCACAUAGUAAUUAUGUGACUUGCAUACAGUUUAACCCAGUGAACGAUGAAUACUUCAUCAGUGGAUCAAUAGAUGGGAAAAUUCGAAUUUGGGCUGUUAACAGCUGUCAAGUAUUGGAUUGGACGGACAUCAGAGACAUAGUGACUGCUGUUUCCUAUCGUCCUGAUGGAAAGGGUGGGAUUAUUGGCUCAAUGGCAGGCAGUUGCCGUUGUUUUAGUUUGGAAGGUCAUGAGAUACAAUUAGACGAGCAGAUGUGCUUGGCCAAUAAAAAGAAGUCGAUUUGCAAAAGGAUUACUGGCUUUCAGUUUUUUCCACAAGACCCAUCAAAAGUUAUGGUUACUUGUGCUGACUCUCACGUCAGAAUCCUAGAUGGUAUCAAUGUGAUCGGCAAGUACAAAGGUCUGCGAACUGCAGGAAACCAUCUCUCUGCCUCUUUCACCUUGGAUGGGAAGCAUAUUGUCUCAGCGUCUGAAGAUUCUAAUGUCUAUGUAUGGAACUGUGAUGUUCCCAAAGAUUAUGUGUCUCAACCUAAAGUGGUGAGGUCAUCUGAGUUCUUCUCCAGUGAUUCCACCAUUGCAAUACCCUGGUCCGGCUUGAAAACUGUAAAUCCAGAUAAUGGACGGCAUUGUGGAGGAGGACUAAGUCAAACUUCAAACAACAUAUUACCCUUCAUUUCCUCUCCUUAUCUUUCUUUGGGCAGUGAGUUGUUCCUUGAGGCAAUUCCAAAAGGAUCAGCAACCUGGCCUGAAGAGAAGCUUCCCAUAUCAAGUCCCCGGUCAACGUCUUCUGGGAUGUGCAAAUCUGAAUACAAAUUUCUGAAAAGUUCUUGCCAGAGUUCAUCCAAUUCUAAUGCCUGGGGUUUAGUUAUUGUUACUGCUGGCUACGAUGGGCGAAUACGAUCAUUUCAUAAUUAUGGGUUGCCUUUGCCACUUUGAGUAGUAGGUACUAGAGGGUUAAUUUAUGUUGUGGGCCGCCCUUUUAAGAACAAUCUUGUUCAUCCGGGCUUCAAUGGAAAGAUACAACAAUGUGUGUGUGCCGUGCCGUGCCUUGCCACUAAUUGAUAAAUAUCCUCUGGUAUAUCUAUCUCGGCUUUGUUCUGGAGAAAUCCAGUAAUUCUAACUUAUUGGAGAUGGAUAUCUGCUGGCCAAUGGUGGGAUAUAUAGUUGCACAAGUAGAGAUUGUUUUAUACUUGCACAGUUCAUGCUGGUUGUUGGCUCAUCAGAAUGAUUGAACUAUUUUAUCUGCUAUUUGCUUCAAUGAAGACGGAGAUUGACCACAUGACCACUAGUGAGAAGGCUAGGUGGGCAGCUCUUGGUGCACUGCUUUUUUAGCUGCGGAAUUGUACAUGAAUCUGAGUUUACUACAAAUGUGAUAAUACUUCCAGGCAAGUGCUCUCUCUAGCAAGUGUUUUUUCUGAUAAAAGAAAUGGGAGUUAAGAGGGGUAUGCCGGUGUGACUCGGGAUUACACUAACAUAUAGAUGUCAUUUCCAAUUUAUAGCUUUAAAAGAUAGAUUUAGUUGUUUCAAUCUUUGAAAAAGGAAAAAAAAGGUUAGAUUUAGUGGUGUCAUGGUGUUGAUGAUGAAUCAACGUGUAUGAAAUUUGACUUAUCACAUCAAUUGUUAGUUCUGUACAGUAGUAGUUGUAGUUAGUGUAUAUGCUUUGUAUAUGCAUUGAGUUUAUAAGGGCUCUCCUACAAAGUAAAAAUUACACACCCAAUUGAACCUUGUGUUGAGGUUCAUCAAUUUUUGUAUCCAAUCUUGUCGUUGAUGUUCUUGAAAU
This is a messenger RNA of Solanum stenotomum, 3297 nucleotides long. Its product is annotated as WD repeat-containing protein YMR102C-like. The transcript is spliced from 8 exons. Gene Ontology annotation, molecular function: protein binding. The record is from RefSeq and is a predicted model, not a curated record. NCBI's taxonomy places the organism in Eukaryota, Viridiplantae, Streptophyta, Magnoliopsida, Solanales, Solanaceae. Bases 258 to 2453 code for a protein of 731 amino acids.